Molecule: messenger RNA, 738 nt
Organism: Schistocerca serialis cubense
Lineage: Eukaryota; Metazoa; Arthropoda; Insecta; Orthoptera; Acrididae
Product: acetylcholinesterase-like
Exons: 5
Coding region: 1-603 (200 amino acids)
Source: RefSeq, a predicted model, not a curated record
AUGACUUCGGGAGGCCUUUCAACAGCUGAGCAGGUAGCCCAGCUGGAUCAGAACUUUGAGUUAAUGAUUGGACCUGAUUUAAGGCUGCCUACAGCAGAACAGAGAACACAAGGUGCUCGUGAAGUGAGGAGCUUCUACUAUGGAGAUGCAACUAUAACUCUGCAGCAGAACAGCACAACAGUUGCUUGCACGAGUGCUCUCCUCUUUGGUGAAGGCAUUGACGUUGUGGUGCAGAGAAUGGCACAGCAUUCAACUCAACCCAUUUAUUAUUACUAUUUCUCUUAUGUUGGACCUCUGACUAGCUAUCCUGGUUUGGAAGGUGCUGGCCACGGUAAUGAAGCCAACUACAUGUUCCAUUGGGGAGGAGGCGAGAAUUUGCAACCAGGGUCUGAAGGAGCUAUUACGAGGAGCAGGUUGAUACAGAUGUGGACAAAUUUUGCUAGAUACGGAAAUCCCACACCAACUGUGGACUCAGUGAUUACUCAAUAUUGGACUCCAUACACCACCGAUGGAAAAGCUUACCUGCAUUUUGAUGUCAAUUUAUCUAUUGAAAGCAACUUGAAGUAUGAUGAAUUUAAUUUCUGGCAUAAUCUCCUGCCAUGACGCUGGACAGUACACAGACUUUAAUAAAAUGCAACCAUCAUUGUAUCAAAUACGUAUUUUACAAAUUGUAAAAGUUAGUCUGUCAUUUUCAGUCAUAGUAGUUUAAUAAUUAAUAAAGUUCUCUACCAAGAUUUA